CUUCAGCUUCACGUUGAGUCGCGUUUAUUUUUGUUUUCCUCCUUGGUUCCUGUUUUUCUCCUUUUUAAAAACACUGCAAGCCGCCACAGGAAACAAUUAAUCCAGGAAAUCCUGAGUCCAUCGAAAGUACCUUCACGAUGCACUGACGAACCGCUGAGCAAGGAACGGGCAUCAAGCCAUUAAAAUUCACACAAGGCAGCUAUUUAAUGUUUUUUAUAAGCGGAUGAUGUACUUAAUCUUUCCGCGCAUGCCAAAUAUUACGAUGUUCCUGGAGCUUGCGAUCUUAUGCCUGUGGGUGGUCGCAGACGCCAGUUCGGCCAAGUUCGGCAGCACAACGCCCGCAAGUGCGCAGCAGUCGGAUGUGGAAUUGGAGCCCAUCACUGGGACUCUCAAUUACCGAUUGUACGCCAAGAAGGGCAGGGACGACAAACCCUGGUUUGAUGGCCUGGACAGCAGGCACAUCCAGUGUGUCCGACGUGCCCGCUGCUACCCCACCUCGAACGCAACCAACACCUGUUUUGGCUCCAAGCUGCCCUACGAGCUAAGCAGCCUUGAUCUCACCGAUUUCCACACCGAAAAGGAGCUGAACGAGAAGCUGAACGACUACUACGCCCUGAAGCACGUGCCCAAAUGUUGGGCUGCCAUACAGCCCUUUUUGUGUGCCGUCUUUAAGCCGAAGUGUGAAAAAAUCAACGGCGAGGACAUGGUCUACCUGCCAUCUUACGAGAUGUGCCGAAUUACCAUGGAACCCUGUCGCAUUUUGUACAACACGACGUUUUUCCCGAAAUUUCUUCGCUGCAACGAAACACUCUUUCCGACGAAAUGCACAAACGGAGCACGAGGAAUGAAAUUCAACGGAACUGGCCAGUGCUUGAGUCCUUUGGUUCCGACAGAUACGUCAGCCAGCUAUUAUCCUGGCAUCGAGGGCUGCGGCGUGCGAUGCAAGGAUCCACUCUAUACCGAUGAUGAGCACCGGCAGAUCCACAAGCUGAUCGGAUGGGCUGGCAGCCUAUGUCUUCUGUCCAACCUUUUCGUGGUGUCCACCUUCUUCAUCGACUGGAAGAAUGCCAACAAGUAUCCAGCAGUGAUUGUGUUCUACAUAAAUCUUUGCUUUCUAAUUGCUUGCGUCGGCUGGUUGCUGCAGUUUACUUCGGGCUCGCGAGAGGACAUAGUAUGUCGUAAGGAUGGAACGCUUCGCCACUCAGAGCCCACAGCCGGUGAAAAUCUUUCUUGUAUAGUGAUAUUUGUGCUGGUCUAUUAUUUUCUCACCGCUGGAAUGGUUUGGUUUGUGUUCCUCACCUACGCCUGGCAUUGGAGGGCCAUGGGCCACGUCCAAGAUCGGAUAGAUAAGAAAGGUUCAUACUUUCACCUCGUGGCCUGGUCACUACCCCUUGUGCUUACCAUUACCACGAUGGCUUUCAGUGAGGUGGAUGGAAAUAGCAUUGUGGGCAUCUGCUUCGUAGGUUAUAUUAAUCAUUCAAUGAGGGCAGGACUGCUUCUUGGUCCGCUCUGCGGAGUGAUCCUCAUUGGUGGAUAUUUCAUCACCCGCGGCAUGGUGAUGCUUUUUGGACUAAAACACUUUGCUAAUGACAUUAAAUCAACUUCGGCGAGCAACAAAAUCCAUUUGAUCAUCAUGCGCAUGGGAGUCUGUGCUCUGCUCACUUUAGUUUUCAUACUGGUGGCCAUUGCGUGCCACGUUACGGAGUUUAGGCAUGCAGACGAAUGGUCCCAGAGCUUCAGACAGUUUAUAAUCUGCAAAAUUUCUUCAGUUUUUGAAGAAAAAAGUUCCUGUCGAAUUGAAAACCGGCCUAGUGUUGGCGUUCUUCAACUGCAUUUGCUGUGUCUCUUCAGCUCUGGAAUCGUGAUGUCCACCUGGUGCUGGACACCAUCUUCAAUUGAGACUUGGAAGCGUUAUAUAAGAAAAAAGUGUGGCAAAGAGGUGAUCGAGGAAGUGAAAAUGCCGAAGCACAAGGUCAUUGCCCAGACAUGGGCCAAGCGCAAGGAUUUCGAGGACAAGGGCAGGCUCUCCAUAACGCUCUACAACACUCACACGGAUCCUGUGGGGCUCAAUUUCGAUGUGAACGAUCUGAACUCUUCUGAGACGAAUGACAUCUCAUCAACUUGGGCUGCUUACCUCCCGCAGUGCGUAAAACGUCGCAUGGCCUUGACGGGAGCAGCGACAGGUAAUUCGUCAAGCCAUGGACCGCGAAAAAAUUCCUUGGAUUCUGAGAUAAGUGUAAGUGUUCGACAUGUUUCCGUUGAAUCCCGCAGAAAUUCGGUGGACUCGCAGGUAUCAGUGAAAAUAGCUGAAAUGAAGACCAAAGUGGCGUCCAGAUCAAGGGGAAAACACGGAGGCUCUUCCAGCAACAGGAGAACUCAAAGGAGAAGGGAUUAUAUAGCAGCUGCCACUGGGAAAAGCAGUAGGAGAAGGGAAAGCAGUACUUCGGUGGAGUCGCAGGUCAUUGCGCUCAAGAAAACGACCUAUCCCAAUGCUAGUCACAAAGUGGGCGUGUUUGCUCAUCACAGCUCCAAGAAACAACACAAUUACACCAGCUCCAUGAAGCGAAGGACUGCUAAUGCCGGACUGGAUCCCUCUAUUCUUAAUGAAUUCCUGCAGAAAAAUGGGGAUUUUAUAUUCCCAUUCCUCCAAAAUCAGGACAUGAGCUCUAGUUCGGAGGAGGAUAAUUCGCGAGCAUCCCAAAAGAUUCAGGAUCUUAACGUGGUUGUAAAGCAGCAGGAAAUAAGUGAGGAUGAUCACGAUGGAAUAAAGAUUGAAGAACUGCCAAAUAGCAAACAGGUGGCAUUGGAGAACUUUCUUAAAAACAUAAAAAAAUCGAAUGAAUCCCAUUGUAACCGACAUUCCCGCAAUUCCGCAAGAAGCCAGUCAAGAAAGUCCCAAAAGAGACAUCUCAAGAACCCUGCUGCUGAUCUAGAUUUCAGGAAGGACUGUGUAAAGUAUCGGUCUAACGACUCACUUAGCUGCUCCUCUGAGGAACUGGACGUAGCUUUGGACGUAGGAAGCCUUCUUAACAGCUCUUUUUCUGGAAUAUCCAUGGGCAAACCACAUAGUAGAAACAGCAAAACCAGCUGUGAUGUGGGCAUUCAGGCUAAUCCUUUCGAGCUAGUUCCCAGUUACGGAGAAGACGAACUGCAGCAGGCCAUGCGACUCCUAAACGCAGCCAGCAGACAAAGAACUGAAGCAGCCAUUGAUGAUUUCGGAGGAACAGAGCUGCAAGGCUUGUUGGGUCAUUCCCAUCGGCAUCAAAGGGAGCCCACGUUUAUGAGCGAGUCGGACAAACUUAAAAUGUUAUUGCUUCCUUCAAAAUAACAAGACUAGAUGAGCAAUUGAUGCAUUUACUUCAGGUUCAAAAACUCGUACAAUAUUGUAGUUUCUGCUUUAAGAUUUCAAAUUUCAAAAAAUCUUAUCAAUUUUACGAAAACUGUACUAUUGUUAAUUUUAAUUGUUCAACGAUUUGUAAGAUUUCACAAGAAUUGGAAACCGAAAUGAUAUUUAAAACAAACAAGUACGAAAUCGUAGCACACAAGCCAGAGCAGUUUACAUGCGAUGAACAUUUAGAUUCUUCUUAAUCGAUUACUAGAACAGACUGAGCGAAACUAGAACUACGAAUACUCAUAGUCAUUAAGCUGCAAAUUUUAUUUUACAAAUUCAUCUUCCCAUCUAGCUUGUAAGCAUUCGAAUCUCUGUGUACGUUUGUGAAUGACUGUUUCCUUAAUCCUGGUACUCACGCCAAAGUAAAUGCCAAAGAGGAUAAUAAUUUAUUUUCAUUAAUUUUCUUUGCCGUGGGUACAGGACUUAGAAUUAGAAUGUAGAUUAUACAUUUAAGUACGAUAUAAAUAAGCCUCUUUGGGCACACAAAUCGUACCUCAGAAAGUGCCUUCAAGUUUACAAAAUCAUACAUCAUACUUUGUGUAACUAAUAAACGAUUUUAAAUCCUCGA
Molecule: messenger RNA, 3959 nt
Organism: Drosophila sechellia
Lineage: Eukaryota; Metazoa; Arthropoda; Insecta; Diptera; Drosophilidae
Gene: smo
Product: smoothened, frizzled class receptor
Exons: 6
Coding region: 224-3328 (1034 amino acids)
Biological process (GO): pattern specification process; smoothened signaling pathway; commissural neuron axon guidance
Cellular component (GO): dendrite; plasma membrane; cilium
Molecular function (GO): patched binding; transmembrane signaling receptor activity
Source: RefSeq, a predicted model, not a curated record